Molecule: messenger RNA, 1260 nt
Organism: Ipomoea nil (Japanese morning glory)
Lineage: Eukaryota; Viridiplantae; Streptophyta; Magnoliopsida; Solanales; Convolvulaceae
Exons: 2
Coding region: 1-1260 (419 amino acids)
Molecular function (GO): nucleic acid binding; zinc ion binding
Source: RefSeq, a predicted model, not a curated record
AUGGGAGAGGAAGAAAGCAUCACCCAAUUCAGUGCCAGAGUCUUAAGUAUAUCCGGAGAUGCGUUCAACCUAGGCGAACCUAUACCCGAACAUAGGAUCGUAAAAAAGGUUCUACGCUCACUACCCGGAAGAUUCCAAAUGAAAGUCACCGCUAUUCAAGAACAUAAAGAUCUGAAUACAUACAGACUAAGUGACCUAAUAGGAAAUCUUCAAACCUAUGAACUGGAGAUGCUACAAGGUCAGAAAAACAAUGGAAAAGGAAUAGCAUUACAGUCCAGACAAGAAGAGAACUCAGAAACUGAUUCAGAAACCAUGGAACAGUCAAUUGCACUACUAACGAAGAACUUUAACCGAGUUCUCAAGAAGUUUAAUAAAUCCAGGAAUAAAAAUUUCUCAAACAACCAAGUAAAUUCUACAAAUCAGAAACCGUCCAAUCCAAAGAAAAGAGAUAAUGCAAUUACUGAAGGAAUACAAUGCUAUGAAUGCAAAGGCUUUGGACACAUUCAGUCAGAAUGUGCUACAUACUUGAAAAGGAAAAAUAAAACAUAUAUAACGAUUCUGAGCGAUGACUCAGAUAGUGAAGAAGAUGAUAACAACACGAACUUCGUAGCAUUCACUGCUAGUCAUGAAGACAACAAUAGUGAUGACAUGCAAGAGUUACUAGAGGCAUACACUCAACUAAAUGCCAAAUGGGAGCAAAUCAUCAAGAAAAAUUUGGAACUCAUGGAAGAUAAUCACUAUUUAAAUAAUGAAAAAGAGCGAAUAGAGAAACAAUACAAAGAAGCCCAGAACGAACUACUUGACCUCAAGAACAGAGAAACAAAACUGCUACAAGAAAUUAAGGAGCUUACCGAAAGACCCGGGACUCCAAGCACGGACACCAGUGAGAAUAACCAACCUGAAAUACAGGAAGUGUCGCAACAGCACUUCCGACAUCGAAGAAGAAUAAGGCAUAUGACUGGAAAUCCAGAAAAUUUAGAGAACAUACACUAUAAAGAUGAAGGAUAUGUUACCUUUGGAGAUGGAGGAAAAGGAAAAAUUGUUGCAAAUGGAAUCCUGAAUGUACAUGGACUGCCAAAACUGACAAAAGUCUUCCUAGUACAAGGGUUAAAAGCAAACCUGAUUAGUAUAAGUCAACUAUGUGAAGAUGAACUUAAAGUGGAAUUCACAAAAGAUAGUUGCAAUGGGAUGGUGAUCUAUCUUGCUUACAGACAACCGUCAAUCAAACACAGCUAUGGCACCAACGAAUGGGUCAUAUAA